AUUUAAUCCAAAUAUUGCAUCUGAUCUCAAGAAAGAGCGCGAUAAGAAGCAUGCUAAAAACUUGGCAUUAAUACAUUCCCAUUCUUCCAAAGAAAGAUGGACGAGUGGUAAUAAACAAAUUGAUAUGGUAAUUAAAGCUUCACGUGGUGAAUGGAAAUGGAUAGAACCAAUUCAACUAACAAACAUAACGCAUCUUGCUGAUGGUGGGCUUUCGACCGUUUACACCGCGACAUGGCAUGAUAAUGAUUGUAAGGAUAAAGAAGCAAAGACAGUCGCACUUAAAACCAUUAAUUUCACAAAUAACAAUGCUUCAAAGGCCCUCAAUGAGAUGGCCAACUUAUCAAAGUUCAACUUCGUGAAUUACACACAUGGAAUAACUAAGCACUUAGAUUCAUAUGCCAUUGUAAUGAACUACUUUCCCGGUGGAGACCUGCGCAAAUUUUUACAAAGAAAUAAAAACUUAUCUUGGGAUCUCCGGUUUGAAUUUCUUUAUCGUUUAUUAGCACAGCUUUCUUCAUUACAUAGUAGAGGAAUUAUUCAUGGUGACUUGCAUAGUGGAAAUAUUCUUAUCAAUGAUGUUAAUACGCCAUUUAUAUCAGAUCUUGGACUGAGCUCUGUAAUCAUGCAUAAAAAUGCUACAGGGGAUGAAGUAUAUGGAUGCAUUCCCUAUAUGGCACCAGAAUUGUUUGUGGGCAAGCCACAUUCUCCUGCAAGUGAUAUGUAUGCCAUGGGGAUCAUUAUGUGGGAAAUAUCAGCUGGCGCGUUGCCUUUCUGUGACCGUAAUCACAAUGCUUUCUUAAUAUAUGACAUUUGCAAAGGAUUGCGGCCACCUACUAUUGAAGGAACGCCAGAGUGUUGGAUAGAAGUGAUGGAGCGAUGUUGGGCCAAUAAUCCAAUGCUCCGUCCAGAUUCAUUUAACCUAUAUACUGAAGUUGCUGAGUUAAAAGGAAAACCUGAUGUCAAAAAGAAACUUGAGGAAGCAGAUGAAUUUCAAAAGGAACAUCCAAGCUCUCAAGGUAAUGGAAGCCAUUCUAUUACCGAAUAUGUGAACUCAUUUAUUUCAUGCAUCACUGAGGAUGAGUUGUUAGAUAUUAAUUACACUAUAGAAAAU
Messenger RNA from Racocetra persica, 1111 nucleotides. The record is from the annotation of a GenBank genome assembly. NCBI's taxonomy places the organism in Eukaryota, Fungi, Glomeromycota, Glomeromycetes, Diversisporales, Gigasporaceae.